Solanum lycopersicum (tomato) is the source of this 1140-nucleotide messenger RNA. Its product is annotated as transmembrane ascorbate ferrireductase 1. The record is from RefSeq and is a predicted model, not a curated record. Gene Ontology annotation, molecular function: oxidoreductase activity. Lineage: Eukaryota; Viridiplantae; Streptophyta; Magnoliopsida; Solanales; Solanaceae.
UUCAAAAGACUUUUCUCUCCCUUUGUCUCCAUCUCAAAAUAGCCCAAAUUCAGUUGAUAAAAUUAAGAUAACAUUUUAUCCCUUGGUCUGUAUUGUUAUCAUCAAAAGAGAAGAUGGCAACUGGGCUAAAGGCACUGCCUUUUUCAUUUGGGGCACAUUUUAUUGCCUUAAUUGCUGCUAUUAUGGUCUUAGUUUGGUCUAUUCACUUUAGAGGUGGCUUAGCUUGGGAAGCUGAAAACAAAAAUCUCAUCUUUAAUAUUCACCCUGUACUUAUGCUUAUUGGCUUCAUUAUUCUCGGGGGAGAAGCUAUCAUAAGUUACAAAUCUUUCCCCCUGGAGAAGCAGGUGAAGAAAAAAAUACAUCUAGUUUUACAUGCUAUCGCGCUCAUACUUGGUAUAAUUGGAAUUUAUACCGCAUUCAAGAACCACAAUGAAAGCAACAUCCCCAACAUGUACAGUUUACAUUCCUGGAUUGGAAUAGGAGUUAUUACUCUUUAUGGCAUUCAGUGGAUUUAUGGAUUUGUGGUGUUCUUCUACCCUGGAGGUAGUUCUGAAAUCAGACGUGAUUCACUUCCUUGGCAUGUGCUUUUGGGGAUGUUUAUAUAUGUCGUGGCUGUUGGCAAUGCGUGUUUAGGAUUCCUUGAGAAGCUCACAUUCCUGGAAGUCAACGGUUUGGCUAAAUAUGGUUCCGAGGCCUUCCUAGUUAACUUUACUGCCAUUGCUACCGUUCUGUACGGUGUCUUUGUGUUUCUGACCAUUCUUUCUCAGGGUCCAACUGCAGAUGAUCACAGUUACUCUGCCAUUGCUUGAGUUCAGGUAAGCUAUUAUUGCCUAUCGCGUUAUGUUGAGAAUGUGAACAAGCAUAGAUCUAGCUAUCCUCCGUACUUUGAUCAUCUUGUUUCAAUAUAUUCGAUCAUAUAUACCUAUUUGUAUAGUGAAGUAAGACUCAGUUCUUACUACUAUUGUAUUCAUGAUGAGCACAAUCUUGAUGUUUAUAUAUAUAUAUAUAUAUAUAUAUAGUACAUGAAAGCAAAUAUUCAUGUAUAGAUGAUUGUUGUGGGAGGCCAUGAAAACUUUGAAUAUUUCUUUGUUAUUCAAAUUUAUUUUCUUUGUUGUCUGGAUGAAUGGAUUAUUUUAACUA